AUGCUUAAUGUAGUAGAGAAAGCAAAAUGGCAGGCUUGGAAUUCCCUCAAGUCCACAUCAAAGGAAGAGGCUGCAUCCAAGUACGUAGAGCUGGUCUCCGAGUUAGUUUCCAAGGAACAGGCCGCGGCUCCUACUAGCCCAUCUACUGAAUCCCGCGGUGACCUCGAAGUAGUGCUCGAUCAAGGAGGAGUCUUGAAGCUGUAUUUAAAUCGUCCCAGUAAGAAAAAUGCGAUCACUCCGGAGAUGUACGUUGAGUGGACUAAGACGUUGAAUGAGGCAGCAACAAACCCCGGCGUUAAACUGGUCUCCGUGACUGGCAAAGGCGACUACUUUUCCAGUGGCAAUGAUUUGAAUACGUUUGUUAAAUCAAUCGCUAAUGGUGGAUCGCUCACAGAAAUGGCCAAAGAUGCUCGAGCGCUACUGCACCGAUUUGUCAGCGCUUUCAUUGACUUCCCAAAGCCGUUGAUCGGCCUUAUCAACGGUCCAGCGGUUGGUAUCGCUGUGACAACUUUGGGUCUCUACGACUACAUCCUAGCCUCAGAUACGGCAACCUUCCACACUCCGUUCGUCGCUUUGGGUCAAUCGCCAGAAGGGUGCUCCUCCUACACAUUUCCCCGACUUAUGGGCACAAUGAAGGUGAACGGUGCAUUCUCUCAUUUGGGUUGA
Molecule: messenger RNA, 666 nt
Organism: Dicrocoelium dendriticum
Lineage: Eukaryota; Metazoa; Platyhelminthes; Trematoda; Plagiorchiida; Dicrocoeliidae
Source: the annotation of a GenBank genome assembly